Messenger RNA from Cucumis melo (muskmelon), 2088 nucleotides. Its product is annotated as pectinesterase-like. Bases 190 to 1893 code for a protein of 567 amino acids. Gene Ontology annotation, biological process: cell wall modification. The transcript has 3 exons. NCBI's taxonomy places the organism in Eukaryota, Viridiplantae, Streptophyta, Magnoliopsida, Cucurbitales, Cucurbitaceae. The record is from RefSeq and is a predicted model, not a curated record. Gene Ontology annotation, molecular function: pectinesterase inhibitor activity; pectinesterase activity.
UCCUUUUCCUCUAUUCAAUAAUCAUUAGACAAGACCCACUCUUUUUUUUUUUUUUUCCUUCUUUUUUUUCCCAUCUUUGUGGUGGGAAAGCUAAUUCUUUCAUUUGGGUUUUGGUCAUUUGAACGACCAAGAAACCUUUUCAUAUUACCAUAAAGGUGGAAACCAAAGAAGAAGAAAAAAUUAAAAAGAAUGGUCAAUAAGGUGAUCUUGCCUGGGAUAUCGCUUAUUCUUGUUGUUGGUGUAGCACUUGCUGUUGUUGCAAUAGUUCACAGCAACAAGAGUUCUGAUGCUGCAACAGAGGAUUUAUCCCCAAAAAUGAAGGCAGUUUCGACCAUUUGUGCUAAUGCUAAUUAUCAACAGGAAUGUCAAAAUACACUUAGCAAUGCUGCUCAUAAUGCCUCAUCAGAUGACCCAAAAGAGUAUGUUAGAGCAGCAAUUCUUUCCACUAUUGAAGAGGUUAAGAAGGGGUAUAAUUUGACCGAUGGAUUCAUGAUUGAGGCUGCUAACAAUCGUAGCAUUAAAAUGGGUGUUGAGGAUUGCAGGGACUUGUUGCAAUUUGCUAUUGAUCAGUUGCAAGCAUCUUACUCUACUGUUGGUGAACCUGAUUUGCAUACCAAUGCCGAUCGUGUCGCAGAUAUCAAGAAUUGGCUAACCUCUGUUAUUUCUUAUCAACAAUCUUGUCUUGAUGGACUUGAAGAAUUUGAUCCUCAGCUUAAACAGAAGAUGCAAGAUGGUCUUUCUGAUGCUGGCAAACUUACUAGUAAUGCUCUUGCUAUUGUUGAUGCUGUUUCUGAUAUUCUUGCAAGCUUUGGCUUGCAAUUGAAGGCUCAACCAAGCGGUCGCAGGCUUCUUGGAACAACAGAGGUAGGGAAAGAUGGAUACCCGACAUGGUUGACUGGGGCAGACAGGAAGUUGCUCGCAUCAAGAGGAGGAGGCGCUAAAGUGAAACCAAACGCAGUGGUGGCUAAGGACGGUAGCGGACAGUUCAAAACCAUUUCUGCUGCAUUGGCUGCAUAUCCAAAGGCCUUAAGAGGAAGAUAUGUAAUCUACGUGAAAGCAGGGAUCUACAAUGAAUAUGUCCAUAUCACUAAAGACAUGAAAAACAUUUUCAUGUAUGGAGAUGGCCCAAAGAAAACCAUUGUCACCGGUAACAAGAGCAACCGUGGUGGCUUCACCACCCAAGACACUGCCACUUUCAUUGCCAUUGGAGAAGGAUUCCUUUGCAAAUCGAUGGGAUUCCAAAACACAGCCGGUCCUGAAGGCCACCAAGCAGUAGCUCUUAGAGUCCAAUCCGACAGAUCUGCCUUCUUUAAUUGUAGAAUGGAUGGCUACCAAGACACUCUCUACGUACAAACUCAACGUCAAUUCUACCGUAACUGUGUCAUAUCCGGCACUGUCGAUUUCAUCUUUGGCGAUUCAACCACCAUCAUCCAAAACUCCUUGAUCAUCGUUCGUCGCCCCAUGGACAACCAACAGAACACCGUCACAGCCAACGGUCGCGCAGAUCCCAAGGAAGUCUCAGGCUUGGUGAUCCACAACUGCAGAAUCGUCCCAGAACAGAAGCUAUUCGCUGAGAGGUUCAAGAUUCCAACAUUCUUGGGGCGACCAUGGAAGCAAUAUGCAAGAACUGUGAUCAUGGAGUCUACAUUGGGUGACUUCAUUCAGCCAGUUGGAUACAUGCCCUGGUCUGGAAAUUUUGCACUGGAGACUUGUUUGUAUUUGGAGUAUGGAAACAGAGGACCUGGUGCUGUCACCAAUAGGAGAGUGAGAUGGAAGGGUGUUAAAGUGAUUGGAAGAAAUGAAGCCAUGCAGUUCACUGCUGGACCUUUUCUUCAAGGAAGAGCUUGGCUUCCAACCACUGGUGGCCCCUAUCUAUUGGGAUUGAAAAGCUAGAAGAAAGAAUUGUGUUUGUUUGAUGACGAAUGUAAUAUAAUUUAUUUGUUCAUUCCCCAUUCUACAUCAAUUUAUUGCCUUAGAUUUGAGAAGCAACUCCAAUGGCCUUAAAAUGGUUACAACUUUCAGAAAGGUGUGCAUUAUGUAAUGAGGAGGUUUAGCAACGUAUAUAACAUUCUUUUUACCAUUUUUUAA